Messenger RNA from Diceros bicornis minor, 3976 nucleotides. It is a transcript of the gene LRRFIP1, whose product is annotated as LRR binding FLII interacting protein 1. NCBI's taxonomy places the organism in Eukaryota, Metazoa, Chordata, Mammalia, Perissodactyla, Rhinocerotidae. The record is from RefSeq and is a predicted model, not a curated record. Gene Ontology annotation, molecular function: RNA polymerase II cis-regulatory region sequence-specific DNA binding; DNA-binding transcription factor activity, RNA polymerase II-specific. Gene Ontology annotation, biological process: regulation of transcription by RNA polymerase II. The transcript has 10 exons. The coding region runs from base 1 to 2658 and encodes 885 amino acids.
AUGGCCAUGGGCACCCAGGGCUCGGGGCGCAAGCGGCUCCCCACCCGGGAGCGGCUGACGGCGGAGGACGACGCGCUGAACCAGAUCGCGCGCGAGGCGGAGGCCAGGCUGGCGGCGAAGCGUGCGGCCCGCGCCGAGGCCCGAGAGAUCCGGAUGAAGGAGCUGGAGCGGCAGCAGAAGGAGCCCUCGGAGCACAGUGGCCACCUCAACUCCAGCUCCCGCGCCUCCUCCAGAGCCAGCUCGGCUCGGGCCAGCCCAGUGGUUGAAGAUAGAGUAGACAAAGAUUUCACUGAGAAGGGGUCUCGUAGCCUGCCCGGCCUGUCUGCAGCCACGCUGGCCUCCCUGGGUGGGACUUCCUCCCGGAGAGGGAGCGGGGACACCUCCAUCUCCAUUGACACUGAGGCAUCCAUUCGGGAAAUCAAGGACUCACUAGCAGAGGUUGAAGAAAAAUAUAAGAAGGCUAUGGUUUCCAAUGCUCAGCUAGACAAUGAGAAGACAAACUUCAUGUACCAGGUCGAUACCCUAAAAGAUAUGAUGCUGGAGCUCGAAGAACAGCUGGCUGAAUCUAGGCGACAAUAUGAAGAGAAAAACAAAGAAUUUGAAAGGGAAAAACACGCCCACAGUAUACUGCAAUUUCAGUUUGCUGAAGUGAAAGAGGCCCUGAAGCAAAGAGAAGAAAUGCUUGAGGCCUUAGAGAGGCAGAAAGAGUUCUUUGAUUCCAUAAGGAGUGAACGAGAUGAUCUUAGAGAAGAAGUAGUCACGCUGAAAGAGGAAUUCAAGAAACAUGGAAUAAUCCUAAAUUCAGAAAUAGCUACCAAUGGAGAGACUUCAGACACUCUCAAUAAUGUUGGAUACCAAGGUCCUACCAAGAUGACAAAAGAAGAGUUGAAUGCCCUCAAGGCGACAGGGGAUGGGACACUAGGAAGAGCCAAUGAAGUGGAGGUGAAAAAUGAAAUGGUGGAGAAUGUGGGGAAAAGAGAAAUGUUGCAGAAUACUGAGCGAGAACAGCACAAAGAGGACCCAAUAAAGGAUUGUGUGGACACAGAGGUGUUACAUCCUGGUGAAAAUGCCGAGGACCAGAAACCCUCUGAAGACAGUGCCCCCUCCCUAGGAACAUUAGCAAAUGCUACAAAUGAGGAACAGGUUCAAAGCCAAAUUCUAGAGAAUGCUUCCUUCCUUGAAAAUACAGAGCAGGUUGAGUCGAAUGAGGUCCUAAACAUGCCAGAGGAUAGGACAGGAGCGACCCUUGAGCAGUCCAAAUGUUUGAGUGAAUUAGAUAGUGAAAUCGCAGAUCCUGUGAUUGGGCAGGACGGUUGUAAUGCCUUGGAUAUUGAAAAUCAAAGUAAAGAAUCUGCAGAAAAAGAGGAAGAAGAAAAACAAGAUUUUCAAACCAACUUGGGAGAGGUUAGCACAAAACCAUGUCAGGAAUCUGCUCCUCUGCAAAUCUCUGAAGUUGAAAGAGUGAGCAGUACAGACACUGGGGAGCAGAGUGGGAGCCCCACAAAGGGUGAUGCAGGGCUAACUGGAUUUGAGGAGCAAGUGGGCACAGUAGCCUCAAGUCCUCCAAGGUACAGUGAUGACACUGAGAGUCAUGAUGAAAAAUGUGUGGUAGAUGCCCCCAAAGAGUUGGACCCAAGUGCAGGGCAUGAUUUAGAGAAAGAACUCACCAACCAGGAAGUAGCUGAGCUGGAGGAGGUCCCAAUUCAGAGCGCAGAGGUAGGUGGGGAGAACAAUGAAGAAGAAGAUGAAGGAAGGGAAUUAAGGGGUGACAAACCAAUCCAGAUGGAAGUCCAAACCAUUCCUUGUUCUCCAGCAGCCGAAAGCAGUGCUCAGGAAGCAACAGGUCCAAGUAUGGUAGACGCUGAAAGAGAACCCCUAGAUAUGAAAGAACCCGAUGAAGAAAAGAAUGGCCAACAGGGAGAGGCAUUGGAUUCAUCACAGAAGAAGACAAAGAGCAAGAAAAAGAAAAAUAAGAAGAAAAAAUCACCAGCCCCUGUAGAAACCCUUAAAGAUAUUAAGAAAGAGUUAACAUUUCAGAACCCAGAUUUAAGUGAAGCUAAGGAAGAAGAGCAGGUAAAAUUUACUGAUGAAAAACCAGUUGUAGAAGCACAGAAUGAGGUCACUAAAAAUCCAGAACAGAAAAUUGUAGCAGGAAGCAGUGAAAAUGUGGAUUGUCCAGAAAAUCCUAAAAUUGAUUUGGAUGGAAACUUUAACCAAGAAGAUUAUGAUGUAAACACUAAGGCAGGGAAAGUAAUAGCUGAUGGAGACACAUUAAACUUUGAAGAUAAUACAGUUCAAUCGUCAGACACUAGUGAUAAAGAAUUAGAUGAAGGUGUUAUAAAAGAAAAUGCUAAAGAAGAUGGCGCCACUCAAAGCCAUCCUCCAGAACCAGAGAAUGAAGAGGCAUCUAGCAGCGCCCUGCUCGAGAAUGAAAGUCCCUCAAAGGACGUUAAUGAUGCCUCUCAAACAGAAAGUACAGAGGGGCUUGUGAUGUCAGAAUAUCCAAGUCAGACAGUCGGGAAGGGUUUAGAUAGCAGUAGUCUAGAAAACGAUGACUUGGCACCAGCGGGAGAGUUGGGAGACUUCAGUUCAGAAAGCAGAGAAGAGACAGGCAGAAAUGAGAAGGGCAGAAGCAAAGAAGACUGCUCGUUGUCGUAAAUCGAGGCUCGCUUGUAAGGUACAGUUUUAGAGAAGGGCCAAAGACUGCACAGUAAGUCCAACUGUAAAGACUCUUGUCUGUUAUCUCCACUGAUGAGAUUCAGAAAAUGUUCUAGAUUGAUAUAGAUGCACCAUACGACAAUCAACCACCAAGUUAUCUACUACUUUAAGUUAUAAACUGUUACUUGUAGAUUUAUAUUUCAUCAGUAAGGUUAUCACCCAGAUUAGAAAAACACAUUUGUUAUCAAUGUAAGUUCUAAUUGAGAGCAUUCCAGUAGUAUCAAACAAUAAGGUACACUGUUUAGAUUUCUGCUUAAAAUCAAAUAAAAAUAUUUAGCAUUUGCCUUAAGCUGAUAUGAAUGUGGCUAUUGACCAAAUACAUCAGCAUCUAAUUGAAAUGACCAAAUAGCAUUCUGAGAUUUCCACAUGAUGAGUAUAAUUUAAUUUGUCUCAUUCAAAUAUAUGUAUUUUCCUAUUUGAUUUUGAUAUGUACUUUAUAACCUGUAUGGGAUUUUAUUUUAAAAUGAGAUAAAGGGCCAAAUAGCACAUAGGUCACUGAGAGAGAAGGUUUGCACCUCAGGACAAUAAUUAAUCUUGUUAGGGAUUACUGACAUCUUAAAUCACUGGGGAGCUCUUACGUGCCUUUACCUCAUACAAGUAUUUUAUCUCAAACCAAUACUUUGAAUCUCAUUGUUGAUGAUUCCUGAAUGUUUUUGUGGGAGACUUUGGCUUCACUUCAUGCUGAUUAUGUACCAAAGUCAUUUUAUACAAAGAUUUUUUUUUUUUUUUUCUGGAAGAGACGUACGUUGAAAUUGCAUUUCCUACUGCAAUAUUUGGGCAGGAAGAAUCAUUUCUAAAAUUCAUUUUUUUAACCUUAAAAUUACUUCUUUAUUUGUCUAAUCAUUAUUCAAAAGAGCAAUUCAAAAAGGUCAUGUUCUUGUGCAAACUGAUAAUUAGACUAUAACAGGAUAUUUUAAAUAGUUGAAUCACUUUUGGUAUUUUGGUAUAAAUAUUUUUGUUGGUUGUUUCUCUGUAUGUUCUUAUUGGAAAGUUCUUGUUUUGAUCUUCCUGAAGGAAAUAUAUAUUUUCUAUAUAAAGAAGCAUUUAAAAAAAAUUGUAAAGUUAAAUAAAAAAAUUGUAAAAUAUUAAAAUCACAAAAGAAUGUAUGAAUACUGUUGACACUUUAUGAGAUUAGGUGAAUUCAUAUUACUGUUACAAGAUAUAAUUGAAUGCAAAAAAGACCAAAACCUCGGUAAAACUUGAGGCAAACAUAAGUGUUAUUAUGUAAUUGAAAUAAAAACAUUUUAUAAUUUUACAA